This is a messenger RNA of Vicia faba (fava bean), 2694 nucleotides long. The record is from the annotation of a GenBank genome assembly. NCBI's taxonomy places the organism in Eukaryota, Viridiplantae, Streptophyta, Magnoliopsida, Fabales, Fabaceae.
AUGCCUACAUGGUGGGGAAAAUCAUCAUCAAAAGAAACUAGGAAGAAAGCAGGUAAGGAAAGUAUUAUUGACACAUUGCACCGGAAAUUUAAAUUUCCAUCUGACGGUAAAUUAAGCACUAGAUCUGGAGGAUCUCGUAGACGAAGCAAUGACACAAUUUCAGAGAAAGGGGAUCUAUCUCCAUCCGGAUCAAGAUCUCCUUCACCUUCCAAAGUAGCAAGGUGUCAAAGUUUUGCUGAAAGGCCUCAUGCUCAACCACUUCCACUUCCUGGUCUACACCCUUCAAGUGUAGGUCGAGUGGAUUCUGAAAUUAGUAUAUCAGCAAAAUCAAGACUGGAAAAGUCCUCCAAGUCAUCAUUGUUUCUUCCACUUCCGAAACCUGGAUGCAUACGCUGCGGGACAAAUCCUGCAGAUUUGGAUGGAGAUAUGGUCAACCCUUCAGUCUUCAGUGAUUGCUCUGCUGAUAGUGAUGAGCCAGCAGACUCACGCAAUCGUAGUCCUCUGGCAACUGACUCCGAAACUGGGACUAGAACUGCUGCUGGCAGUCCUUCCAGCUUGAUGCUCAAGGAUCAAUCGCCUGCUGUUGCCCAACUGAAUUCGAGAGAAGUAAAAACACCGACAAACAUUCUAAGUAAUCAUACAUCUUCUACUUCACCUAAGCGAAGGCCUUUACGACACCAUGUUCCAAAUCUUCAGGUUCCUCCUCAUGGUGUCUUCUACAGUGGUCCCGACAGUUCCUUGUCAAGUCCAUCAAGAAGCCCGUUGAGGGCAUUUGGUACAGAUCAGGUGUUGAAUUCUGCAUUUUGGGCUGGAAAGCCAUAUCCAGAGAUCAAUUUCGUCGGAUCUGGCCACUGCUCUAGUCCAGGUUCUGGUCACAACUCGGGGCAUAAUUCAAUGGGAGGGGACAUGUCGGGACCAUUAUUUUGGCAACCAAGUAGGGGUAGCCCUGAGUAUUCUCCGGUACCUAGUCCUAGAAUGACUAGCCCUGGUCCAAGCUCAAGAAUUCAGAGUGGAGCAGUCACACCUAUUCAUCCUAGAGCAGUGGGAACACCGACUGACUCACAAACAGGAUGGGUUGAUGAGGGAAAACAACAGAGUCAUCGUUUGCCUCUCCCUCCUUUAACAGUUACCAAUAUCUCGCCAUUCUCUCAUUCUAAUUCUGCAGCAACAUCUCCAUCUAUGCCAAGAAGUCCAGCUAGAGCAGAUAGUCCAAUGAGCUCUGGUUCACGUUGGAAAAAAGGGAAGCUGCUUGGCAGAGGCACGUUUGGACAUGUCUAUAUUGGCUUCAAUAGUGAAAGUGGUGAAAUGUGUGCAAUGAAGGAGGUUACUAUGUUUACAGAUGAUGCCAAAUCUAUGGAAAGUGCUAAGCAGUUAAUGCAGGAAAUUCAUUUGUUGAGCCGUUUAAGACAUCCAAAUAUUGUGCAGUAUUAUGGUUCUGAAACAGUAGACGACAAGCUUUACAUAUACCUUGAGUAUGUAUCUGGAGGCUCCAUACAUAAACUUCUUCAAGAUUAUGGGCAGUUUGGUGAACUAGCUAUUCGUAGUUAUACUCAACAAAUUUUGUCAGGGCUUGCUUAUUUACAUGCUAAAAAUACUCUUCAUAGGGACAUCAAAGGAGCAAACAUACUGGUAGAUCCAAAUGGCCGGGUCAAGGUUGCGGACUUUGGCAUGGCAAAACAUAUAACAGGGCAAUACUGUCCUUUGUCAUUCAAAGGAAGUCCUUAUUGGAUGGCUCCUGAGGUUAUAAAGAAUUCCAAGGAGUGCAGCCUUGGUGUGGAUAUAUGGAGUCUUGGGUGCACAGUUUUGGAAAUGGCUACAACUAAACCUCCAUGGUCUCAGUACGAAGGGGUUGCUGCCAUGUUCAAAAUUGGUAACAGCAAGGAGCUCCCAACAAUCCCGGAACAUCUCUCAAAUGAAGGAAAAGAUUUUGUUAGGAAAUGUCUACAACGUAAUCCACGUGAUCGCCCUUCGGCAAGUGAAUUAUUGGACCACCCUUUUGUAAAAGGUGCUGCACCUUUGGAAAGACCUAUUGUGGUUCCUGAAGCUUCAGAUCCUAUUUCUGGAAUUACACACGGAACAAAAGCUCUGGGCAUUGGACAAGGAAGAAAUCUGUCUGCUUUGGAUACAGAUAAACUCUUUAUUCAUUCUUCCCGGGUUUUGAAAAGCAAUCCUAAUGAAAGUGAAACCCAUAUUCAAAGGAAUAUAUCUUGCCCAGUCUCUCCCAUCGGAAGCCCACUUUUGAGGUCAAGAUCACCACAUCAGAGAAGUGGGAGAUUGUCUCCUUCUCCUAUAUCUAGCCCUCGGACUGCUUCAGGUGCUUCCACGCCUCUCACUGGCGGCGGCAGUGGUGCCAUUCCAUUCAGUAAUCACUUAAAACAGUCUGUUUACUUUCAAGAGUGUCUUGGAAGCUUGCCGAAAUCCUCAAACUACAUUAACGGCUCCUCUCAUCAUGACAAUAUCGACAUUUUUCGAGGAAUGCAAAUCGGGUCUCAUAUUAAAUCAGAACUCGUCUCCUCCGAAAAUGAUGCUCUCACUAAGCAGUUUGUAAGGUCUCCUCAUCCAGAGCCAUAUGACUUUCAAUCGGUCUUGGCCGAUCGUGUUGGCCGGCAGCUGCUGGGAGAUCAUGUCAAGAUUAACCCAUCAUUUGAUCCAAACCCCAGCUCGUCGUUGCUCAACCGAACAAAUGGUUUAUGA